Molecule: messenger RNA, 1599 nt
Organism: Mesorhabditis spiculigera
Lineage: Eukaryota; Metazoa; Nematoda; Chromadorea; Rhabditida; Rhabditidae
Source: the annotation of a GenBank genome assembly
AUGAGCUUCUUCAUCUCCACAAAUGCUUUAUUUGGGACGGCAGAGCCGAGCAGAAUCGAAAGAAUCAAUAGGGAAAAUGAGCGCGGUAACCUGGCCACCAUCACGCGUCUGGUCAUCAAGGGAUUGCUGGAGCAUUCGAUGAAGUCGCUGAAUCGACUUGUCAACGCAGACGGCACCGAGUUGUGCGACUUUUUCAUCAUGCUGGAGAAGGUGUUGUUCCAUGGGCUGAAGACAAGUGAUAAAAAGGCGCUGAUUUCGCUCACUUCCCCGGACGCCGAUUUAUGGGCGACCCUAGGGCGAGCUCUCGUGGAUCCUAGAAAUUCUGAAAAUUCGAUUAGUCAGGCAUAUCGUUGCGUGGAACAGUUGGAGUACCUGAAAACCUCGAUUAGCAGGGUUCGGGCCCUUCUGCGGCUUUCCAUGAUGCAGAAGAGGCUUCACGAUUUGUUCACGGAUUAUACGAGUUCACCAGUGGUCAGGGAACAAUACGAGGAUUGGGCUCUCUUGCGAAGCCCAGACGCCGAACCCCUGGUCGGUCAGCUCAUCGGACUCUCAGUGCUCACGUGUACUUUCACUUUGGAUUUUGGGCUGCUAAAGGAUUUGAACGAGCAACAACAGGAAAUGAAAACGCUGCUGGAUCAGAAUCACUAUUUGGAGGAGCGGAAUAGAUUGUUACAGGACAAAGUGGGGGAGUUGAAGAAGCGGAUCUACGAAGAGGAAAACGGGUCUCCGUUGGAUGCAGCGGCGGUAUCCUUCCAACGGCUGUCUCAAGAAACUGCACGCCGGCAAUCGGAAGCCGAUUCCGGAAAGUUGUGGAUGGCUGAAAAGGAGAGACUGUUGGGAACUAUCAUCGAGAAAGAGGAUGCGGUGAGGCUAGCUGAACAGCAGAAGGCAGAUCUGGCAAAAAUGAACAAAGAGCUCUACGAAAAAUUGAGGGAGGCCGAAGAUGCCGAGAAAAAGCUGGAAAAUGAUUUUAUUUUGUUGAGGACACAGCAUGCUCAGGAAAAACAAUCAAUGAUGCAAGCGAUGGAAACGCAGCACAGCUCCCAGGAGCAUGACCAAAAGCUGCUCGGUGAGAUGCACGCCAUCGGCGACAAGUACACCAACACCCUCAGCCAUCUGGAGGAGAAGCAAAAGGAGUUGAGAGCGGUAAAAGAAGAGCUGCGCAAAACCGAGCAAGAACGGCAUCGCUUGGAGCAGGAGCUCAAGGAGCUCCCUUUUCUUACAAAGGAGAUAGAGACGCUGAAGGAGCAGCUGGGCGCCGUCGAGGAGAAGGCGAACAGCUACGAGACGGCCCUGAUGGAUCUGGGGUGUGAUUUGUCCAGCACCAAGCUGAAAAUCCUGGAGCUGCGUGAGGAGAUGCUGCCGAUGGGCGGUGACUGGCAAAAAGAUGCGGAGGUGGCCGGAUGCACCGGGUGCAACGUGCGCUUUAGUUUGACGAGGCGGAAACACCAUUGCAGGGCUUGUGGCCGUAUUUUUUGCCAAGCCUGCUCAUCGACCCGUGUCCGAUUGCUGUCGUCUACGAACCCGGUGCGCGUGUGCCACGGCUGCUUCCACAAUCUGCAAACCCUCCACACCCAAAAUCCGGACGGAAAUACCUCA